AAAUAGUAAACUAAACACUAAGUCACGGGUUAUUAUCAUAUUAUUUACAACAGUUAAGGACUCAGGAAAAACUUGAAGACAUAUAUUAAAAUAUCACCAAACAAUUGAUCCCUAAAAAAAUUGAUAGUUAUUGUUGUCGACGAUCGUCAAGACUGGUAAUAUCGGGUCUGUAACUGUCGUCAUAACCAACUGUUACCAAAUGGCCGGUUACGACAAAUCUAUUUUUGUAUCGUUGCCGCUGACCAUCGAGGAAGAGCUGACAUGCGCCAUUUGUCUGAAUAUAUUACGCGAUCCGAUGACCACACCGUGUUGUCGGCACUCGUACUGUCGCCAAUGUAUACUAAGAUCGUUGGAAAUGUCGUCCAAUCCGCGGACGUGUCCGAAUGAUCGGCAAAAAUUGUUAUCCAAAGAUCUGAUUGUUGCGUCCCGUGUUAUAACCAAUAUACUCGAUAAGCAAGAAGUUUACUGUGAUUUCAAAUCGAUUGGUUGUCCACAGACUGUCCAAUUGGCACAACUGGCCAAACAUGUGAUAGAGUGUUCAUUUGAUCCAAACAAAGUGCCCCACAAGUGUACACAAUUGUUGGCAAAUGUUAGCAAUAGUGUCGAUAAACUUAAGGAUAAAAUCAGACGCCAAGAGUACGAACAUCUAAGAAAACAGGUUAAGGCCUGUCAACAUCAGGUGAAACUGAUGGCCGCUCAGGGAUUGAAACAAUUAGUUUAUGUCGAUCCAGACAGUGAUGUUUUCAAAAAGAAAGUACUGGAAUCGGCUAAGACUAAUGUCGAAAACUGUGUCGAAAUUGAAUGCAAUGCCGAAAAAGGUAUUAAGAAAAAUGUGAUCAAAAAGUGUAAGGAAGCCAUCCGUCAGAGCAAUGAUUAUAACCAAAUCGGACAGUAUUUGGUCGACUGUCUGAACACUGGUGACUACGGUUGGAGUAUUUAUGUUGCGCCGAAACAGUCGUCAGCGUUUCAUGCGGUAACUAAUUUUGUCGAUAAAAUUAGCUUACAUUUUGGCGAUCUGGCCGUACUAGUGGUCAGCCAUCAGAUUGCCGAUUAUGAUGAAGACGACGACGAUGAUGAUGGCGAUGAAGACUUUGGCCUCAAUCACUACUAUGAUUAUUCGGAUCCGUUAGAAGAUGAUGAUGACGAUGACGACGACGAUGAUGAUGAUGAUGACGGUGUGGAUGCAUAUGUGGGCGGAUAUUGACAGUUACUUAAAGGUCUCUAAAAAAAAAAAUUUUUUAAUUGUUUGUAUCAAUAAUAUCAAUAAUAAUAGUAAAUAUUUAUCAAAUUUAUAAUCAAAUAAUUAUCAACAAAAAAAAAAGAAAAGUUUUUGUAUUAUACAGUAUAA
Messenger RNA from Oppia nitens, 1348 nucleotides. Its product is annotated as E3 ubiquitin-protein ligase NRDP1-like. Gene Ontology annotation, molecular function: ubiquitin protein ligase activity. The record is from RefSeq and is a predicted model, not a curated record. NCBI's taxonomy places the organism in Eukaryota, Metazoa, Arthropoda, Arachnida, Sarcoptiformes, Oppiidae. Gene Ontology annotation, biological process: ubiquitin-dependent protein catabolic process; protein polyubiquitination. The coding region runs from base 200 to 1204 and encodes 334 amino acids. The transcript is spliced from 4 exons.